This is a messenger RNA of Exophiala oligosperma, 729 nucleotides long. RefSeq lists its product as uncharacterized. The transcript is spliced from 2 exons. The record is from RefSeq and is a predicted model, not a curated record. NCBI's taxonomy places the organism in Eukaryota, Fungi, Ascomycota, Eurotiomycetes, Chaetothyriales, Herpotrichiellaceae. The coding region runs from base 1 to 729 and encodes 242 amino acids. Gene Ontology annotation, molecular function: oxidoreductase activity, acting on the CH-OH group of donors, NAD or NADP as acceptor.
AUGUCCUACUCAGACCUUCAAGAUAGAAGCUUUGUGGUAACGGGAGCAGCUGCUGGUAUUGGGCGAGAAGUCGCCUUGAAUCUAGCCAGACAGGGGGCUCGAGUUGGUUUGAUCGAUUUGAGGAAGCCAGACGAGACUCUAGAGAAAGUCAAGAACCUAGGUGGUAAGGGCUAUUCUAUCCAAUGCGAUGUGAAGAAUAGCAAGGGACUUGACGAUGCCAUAUGCUACGUGGCCAAGCAAUGGGGUCGACUUGAUGGAGCUGUUAACAUGGCCGGAUUUUUGGGUGUCUAUCCGCUUGACACUGUGACUGAUGAACAAUGGAAUGAUCUAUUGAGGGUGAACCUUGAUGGCGUGAAAAACUCGGUUAUCUCCGAGCUGCGUUAUAUGAAAGAUUCUGGUUCAAUUGUGAAUGCUUCCAGUGUAGCUGGCCUGCAAGGGAUACCUUCCUUCUCGUCCUACUCUGCCAGCAAAUGGGGAGUGAUCGGUUUCACGAAGAGUGUUGGGCAGGAAGUUGGCAAACGCAAUAUCAGGGUAAAUGCGGUCGCUCCUGGCAUUCUCUACACAGAGCUAUCAAGUAGCAUGGGUUCGAAGGAUGACCUGACAGAGACUUUCGCCCCCCGAAUUCCACUAGGUCGCAUUGCCGUGCCUUCAGACGUCGCGCGGGUCAUUACUUUCUUAUUAAGUGAUGAAGCCCGGUACAUCACCUCAUCGGUAUUGUUUACAAUCUGA